Stylonychia lemnae is the source of this 1296-nucleotide messenger RNA. The record is from the annotation of a GenBank genome assembly. Lineage: Eukaryota; Ciliophora; Spirotrichea; Sporadotrichida; Oxytrichidae.
AUGGAAUCAUCUUUUGCAGAAAUUGUCAGACCAGCCGGUUAUAGUGACUUCGAAGUUAUUAGGAGAGAUGAUCUUGCAAGACUUAUGGGCAGUGUCUUAGCGCUUGAUGAAAUGCAAGAUCAGGAUGAAAACCCUAACCUAUAUUUACUAAAUCAUCGUUCGAUUGUUGAAAACAGAAAAUCACUCCAAUCAUCUGAUGUUGAAGACUAAUACUCUGUGGUAAGUAAUGGAGAUGAGGAAAUACAAGAUUUCCACAAGAAUCAUACACUUAAAAUUGAUGUUACAAUAAAACAAAAACUCUUUGAAAAAUUAACAAAUUUUGGUUAUUCAGUUUAAAAGUCCAGCUCCUAAAAUAAAGUUCAGAUUAAUGAUAAGUCAUUGACUUAUUUGCUGGGCUUUACAGUCGAUAAGCAAGAACUUUUUGAUAAAUUUGUUGCAGAUAUGAUUUGGAUGACUUACAAGAAAGACUUCAAACCAUUACUAAUUGAGAAAACUAGCAUUUAAGGCCAAAAGGUGUAAAAUUUAACGACUGAUUGCAAUUGGGGUUGUGUAAUAAGAAGUGGUUAGAUGCUGGUUGCUAACGCUUUGGUCUAAUCACAAUUUUUCUAUCAAGUCCCUUAAAUUCUUGAACUAUAAUUUAGCAUAUGUUCAUUCAAUGAUGGGAUUAUUACAAUGGAUAAAUUGUUGGAAAAGGGUUGUCAGAUUCAGAAAGAAGAUGUUGCCAUUGUAUAGAACCUCUAUAUGAGUUUUGAUGAAAACGUUACCAGAUUUAGUGAUGGCUAUAGUUUGUCUUAAAAUUUCAAGGAGCCUGAGUGGAUAAAUGAAGUAUUAGUUAUUGUAAAUGCCAGAUUAGGAAUGGAAGGAAUAAACAGCAACUAUCACUAAGUUAUUUUGAAGUAUAUGAAAUUUCCCUAAUUUAUUGGAUUAAUGGGAGGGAAACCAAAAAAAGCAUACUAUUUUAUUGGGUAAUAAGAGUACAAAAAUGGAGACCCUGCAAAGUUAAUUUAUUUGGACCCACAUGUGGUUUAGAAAUACAGUAAAAAUAUUAGUAAAAAUUACUAGCAGGAAAAAGCAAAGUACCAUACUACUAAUGCGAGAUUAAUAAAAAUAAAGAAUUUAGACCCAUGCUUGGGCUUUGGCUAUCUUAUAAAAAAUUAUGCAGAUUAUAAGCAAUUUUAUGAGCUCUUGAGAAAGUACAUUGAGUAAGAUAAGGAGAAUUCCUUAUUUACAGUCUUUGAAAAGUUUGAUUAUAUUGAUGAUGACAGAAGAUAUACCCAUAAUACAGCUUCACUUUGA